UCAUACCAACACGCUAAUCAAGCAGCUGGUAAUCAACAUGGAGGAAACGAAAGUUGCACUUGCGUCAGUCAAAGACAAUUUCUUCAAGCUUGUUGAUUUUGUAAAAGAAAAAGUUGAUCUAACUCAUGACGUUGAAAUACCACGAAAUGAAGUUUUUUCUGUACCAGAAAUACUCUCAGAGAAAGCAGCAAAUGAAAUGGCAAGGAGGGAAAUGUUGGUCCAAAUUCUCAAGUCACUUCUGGGUUUAGGGGCCACAGUUGGUCUGACGUAUUAUUGUGUGAAUUACAUGGUCAAUGCAAUGGAUCCAACUAAGAAGGAAAAGCAGAAAUCACGAGAGAGGGCUGAGGCAAUGCUGCGGCGUCUUGGAGUUAUAGACAUAAAGUUAAGUGACUAUGAGCUGUGUAUUGCCGCCAACUUGGUUGACCCGUCGGCAAUGAAUGUGUCAUGGGAAGAUAUUGGGGGACUGAAGGAGGAGAUUGACCAGAUACAGGACACGGUCAUCUUUCCCUUCCGGCGCAGUGAUCUCUUCAAAAGGUCCAGUCUGGUCCAACCUCCUAAAGGUGUGCUACUGUAUGGACCACCAGGCUGUGGUAAAACUAUGAUAGCCAAGGCUACAGCUAAGGCAGCAGGAGCAAGGUUUAUCAACCUACAGAUUUCCUCCUUGGUGGACAAGUGGUAUGGCGAGUCACAGAAACGGGCAGAGGCUGUCUUCUCUCUGGCUCUAAAACUGCAGCCAUCCAUUAUCUUCAUAGAUGAAAUUGAUUCCUUCCUACGUUCAAGGUCAGGAAAUGACCAUGAAGCGACUUUGAUGAUCAAGACCCAGUUUAUGAGUUUCUGGGAUGGCUUGAUCACUGAUCCCAAGUGUCAGGUGAUGAUUAUGGGGGCCAGCAACCGGCCGCAUGAUAUUGACGCUGCCAUUCUCAGACGAAUGCCCUGCACGUUUAGGAUUGGCAUGCCUGCGCGUGCCCAGAGGGUCUCAAUUCUGAGCCUGUUGUUGGAGGGAGAGGAAGUGGAUGAGGACAUUGACUAUGGUAGCCUCGGUGACCUCACAGACGGGUUCUCUGGCAGUGACAUCAAAGAGGCAUGCAGGCUUGCGGCACUCAACAGGAUUCACAGCUAUGUUGCAGAGGCCCGCAGACUGCAUGGGGAAGAGUACUGUGACAUGAUAACAGGAGAGAUGCGAAACAUCAGCCUCUCGGACCUCACAUAUGGUGUGAAGAAGAUCCGCAACUCCAAACAGACAAUGUCAAGCUCUGUGUCGAAUAUACAACUGGACUAAUAUAGUUAAAUAUGUUUUAGAUUAUGAUUUUAAUUCAUUGCAGAAGUUUAUUCAUUUUUAAAAAAAAUAUCGUAUGCACAAAAUGAUUUGAAGUGCAGGCCAAAUUUACCUAUAAAAUGACUAUAAAAACCCAUAGGCCUGUUGGAGAAUCCUAAAGGCACUGGAAUGGCUAUAAGCCUGAUCAGUCUGUGAUGCUUUGUUAAUUUAUGUGUUGGCUGAGAAGAGUAUAGUAUUUAUAUGUGAGUCAGGGUUGUUAUGGAAACAGGGCCAAAGUAAAUUAAACAUCAGCUUUGUUGAUAGUUCAAAUUGUAUAACUUUUUAAAAAGUUGUAAAACACAAACAUUUAGUGUUCAUUUAGAGCAUGAUUUCUUCUGUUAACGCAAACUACACUAUUACAACUAUCUUUUACAAUUAAAUUUGGUCAUUUAACAUGAAAUGAUUUGCCAUUUUUUCUAAAAAUAUAUUCACAAUUCAGUGAAGUAAACUAUCAAAUCCACACAUAUUUUAUUGGUUGUGACCACUCAUUACAAUUAAUAAAUAUAUGCCAUUCCUGUACUUAUAAACAAAUGUCAUAUUUGAAUGUGUUUGCUUUGAUACAGAAAUGUCAUUUCCAGGCCCCAAUUUCUCGAAACUUUUUAAGCUUAACAGGCUUAAGUCGCUCAUUUCAAACAGCCAAAAUACAUACUACUAAUAAUUUUUGAUAAAUGAAAAAUGGUUUCUUCAAAUGAGCAUACAGAUUUUUCUUAUAUAUUUUAUAAAAACUCAUAAAGAAGUAAAUAUAACGCAUAUUAUAGAACAACAAAAAUAGUGAGUUUAGCUUAAUCCUGUUAUAAGGGACUUAAGAAGUUUCGAGAAAUUGGGGCCUGGAGAUUAUCCGAGUUAGUAAAUGUCUGAGUGUAACAGUUCUACAUGUAGGUCUUGUCACUUUUUCCAAUCUCCUUUAUGAACAGCCAUAUACAGGCUUUGUUUAGCACAAUGACUGUGAUGCAAUAAAAUAUCAAAACUUUA
Molecule: messenger RNA, 2287 nt
Organism: Mya arenaria
Lineage: Eukaryota; Metazoa; Mollusca; Bivalvia; Myida; Myidae
Product: outer mitochondrial transmembrane helix translocase-like
Exons: 9
Coding region: 38-1279 (413 amino acids)
Cellular component (GO): mitochondrial outer membrane
Molecular function (GO): ATP binding; ATP hydrolysis activity
Source: RefSeq, a predicted model, not a curated record